UGACAGUGUGGCUCAGAGGCGGAAGACCAUCCAGUCCAUGCGGAAGAGCAGCGGUUGUUCUCUGUGGUUGGAUGUACGGCAGCUAAUCUGCACUGCAGGGUCUGUCAGACCUUUCACUUUGUUUCUCUUCUGGCAACUAAAGCUUAUAAUGCGUUUGUCAUCGUGUUUUUUUUAUAUAUAUAUAUACAGUGGGCGAUAGAGUGUUAAAUAACACUAUGUAAAAAUAGAGUCACUAGCUGUCUGUUUCCAAAGCUCUCCUGUGAAGGAAGCUGACUUGUAUGAACGGUUGACAUCAGAGCCGGGGCCCUGCAUCUCCAUCACCGGCUAUUAGUGUUAGCGAGCUUAAGUGUCGGUCCAGUCCUCACUUCCAGUCGAAUAAAUGGAUGAAUGACAGUGAUUGCCGUAGAUCGUAUGAAGAAAACCACAGUACCUGGAAAGAACAUCUAACUUCUUCAACCACACAAUAUUGUCCCAGUGCUGUCAGGACCAUGAAGGAGAAAGAACGGAUAAUUCCUCCUGCAGCGACUUCAUAAUUGUUAUCAAAGUUCAAGAGAAAUUUGGUAUUAAAAAAAGUAAAAACUCUACACACACACACUAUACACUUUACACAUUUAAAUACAUUGCAAAUGUACAUUGCAAAUGUUGGAUACAAAUACAUUUGUAUGCAACUAUAUGCUCAUUAUUUCUCACAAGAGAAUGAGUUGGCACAUGGCUAUUUUUCAGAAUCAAAUCAGGAUCCUAAAAAAACGUUGGCACUCCUCUUACAGAUAUAUCAAAUAUUUACAGUGUUUGUAGUAGGGCUGCAACUUAUGACUAAGUUGCUGACAUUGUGGUAGGUUGAUACAGAGGAGCAGGCGUGAUUUUUGUUACAGAUUCAUAAUCACUUACUGAUGCAAUUUCCUCUCAAUGGGUGUUGAACCAUUGGUUAAUGUUGUAACUUUACUGGAUUACAGGUGUGGUGAGUCACAAUGUCUAUGAUGGAAAAGACUUAAACCUUGGUUCAACACAGAACUAAUAUUGCUGGUGUGGUGUAUAUAUGUCUCCUUGGUGAUUUUACUUAGUAUAAAAAAAACCUGCCCAGUAGAAUGAAUGCAGAGGAAGUGGAGCUGCUCGGUGACUCCAAGUACAGGAACUAUGUGGCAGCGGUGGACAAAGCCCUCAAGAACUUUGAGUACUCCAGUGAGUGGGCAGAUCUCAUCUCUGCACUGGGGAAACUCAACAAGGUUUUACAGAACAAUGCAAAAUAUCAAGUGGUUCCCAAGAAGCUGACAAUAGGCAAACGGUUGGCCCAGUGCCUCCACCCCGCCCUGCCCAGUGGUGUCCAUCGUAAGGCCUUGGAAACGUAUGAGAUCAUCUUCAAGAUCAUUGGCUCAAAGCGUCUUGCCAAGGAUCUCUUUCUAUACAGCUCCGGGCUCUUCCCUUUACUUUCUAAUGCUGCUAUGUCUGUAAAGCCUGUGCUUUUGGGGCUCUAUGAAACCUACUACCUGCCCCUGGGGAAAACUCUGAAGCCAGGUCUGCAAGGACUGCUGACUGGGGUCCUGCCUGGUUUGGAGGAAGGAUCUGAGUACUAUGACAGGACUAACACCCUGCUUGAGAAAGUGGCUGCAGCCGUGGAGCAGUCGGCCUUUUACAGUGCCUUGUGGGGCAGCAUCCUGACCAGCCCUGCUGUGCGUCUCCCUGGGAUUUCCUUUGUCCUCCUGCACCUGAAUCGUAAGCUCUCCAUGGAAGACCAGCUUUACAUCAUCGGCAGUGACAUCGAACUCAUGGUAGAGGCGGUCAGUACCUCCGUCCAGGACUCCAGCGUGUUGGUGCAGAGAAGCACCCUGGACCUGAUCCUCUUCUGCUUCCCCUUCCACAUGAGCCAAGCAACUCGUCCCGACAUGAUUCGGAUCCUGGCUGCAGCUUUGCAUGUGGUUUUGAGAAGAGACAUGUCCCUCAACCGCAGACUCUAUGCCUGGCUGCUGGGCUUUGAUAACAAUGGGGUGAUGAUAGGCCCACGCAGUACUGGACAUAACAACCCGGGGGAGCACGCUAGUCACUACUUCAACACUUUCUCUAAGGACAUGCUGGUCCAGGCAAUGGUGGGAAUUCUGCAGGGCAAGGCUCGUGGAGGGGAAGAGGAGACCAUCCUCAUGCAUGACCUCAAGCCUUUUCGGAUCCUCAUCAGUUUGCUGGACAAACCUGAGCUAGGGCCAGCAAUCCUGGAGGAUGUUUUGAUUGAGGUGUUUCGGACUCUAUACACACAGUGCCGGACAGAGCUUGACCUUCAGAACCAAAGUCCAUUCAGCAAAGACCACACACACCUCAGCAGCAAAUUAAGAGAAAACAAGAAAACAGCGGAGCUGAUUAAAACAGCCAACCUGCUGUUCAACUCCUUUGAGCCGUACUACAUGUGGGACUACAUUGCCCGCUGGUUUGAGGAGUGCUGCAGGAGGACGUUGAACAAAAGCACACGGGCACAGCGGCCUUCUGGGACUUUAUAUUCUCCUGAAGUCUCAUUGGUGGAGUUCUGUCAGCUGGUCGAUUUCCUAUUGGAUAUUGUUUCCUUGCCUACUAGAAGCAUGAGGGUAAUCUGCCAGGAGACGUACAUAGAAAUCCAAACAGAGCACCUUCCUCAGCUGCUGCUGCGCAUGGUAGCAGCCUUGACCUGUCAUCUCCAGGCCCUCGGCCUUGGCGAACUCACCCACUGCCUUCGACUCUGCUCCAAGAUCCUCAGCAAAGUUCAGCCACCUCUGGUGUCUCCUUUGUCUUUGCCCCCGGGUUCACAGGGUCAGGAUCAGGAUCAGGUUCAUUCCACUUCUAAUGACAACUCGUCAAGGUCUUCUAGAGAGGGCAAAGAGGAAGAAAAACAGACUCCUUCUGCAUCUCUGGCACACUCUGACAGUGGAGAUGUCCCUGAAGAUGGACAAAAUCCUCCCAGCAAUUGCACCACAGAGAGUAGCUUCACAGACUUUGUCCAUUACAGUCAGGAUGGUCCCCAAGCAGAAAGAGUCCUACAGCCAAACCCAACGGCCAAAACUGGUUGCCGCUCCUCAGGCUCAUCCCAAACCAAGACUGUGGACAAACCAGUGAUGCAGUGCUGCCUGGAACACUUUCAACAAUUUCUUUCCCGACUCAUUAGCUUGUACAUUAUCCCUGGACAUUCAGAUGGAGCUGAUUGUGCAAAAACAGAGAUCCUGCAUUCUGGGCCUGUAGUCUCCAAAGGCCUCCAGCACUCUGAUUAUUCUGAAUCAUUAUCAGAACCGGGUUUAGUCCAGAGAGAGCGUGUUGCUGCUUUCACUGCUGCCUGUCAGCUUUUCCUGGAAUGUUCCAGUUUCCCUGUUUAUAUUGCAGAGGGAAACCUCAAGUCCUCAACCACACAGAUGGAGCAGUUUGACAGCGAACAGUUCCAUCUGCCAAUGUGGCUGCAGACUCUGAUGGACGCCUGCUGCCUGGCCAGUGACUUCUGUCUGCAAGGCGCAGCCAUCUCACUGCUCAUGGAUCUCGUAGGCCUCACCCAAUCCGUUGCCGUGGUGACAGCAGAGAGUGUUGCAUCUGCUGACAGCGCAGAUUCGUCCCAGACCAUGAGUCCCAGUCAAGGUCGAGUAGCUGUCAUCAUCCGACCUCCACUCACUCAGGGAAUCCUCAAGUACAUGGCUAACAAGACGGACUUUUUCAAGAGAGUUGCGAUAAUCCUCUGGGACCAGUUGAGUGAAGGAACUCCUCAGCACCAUCAACGCAGUGUGGAGCUCUUCUACCAGCUCCACAAUUUGGUGCCAUCCUCUAGCAUCUGUGAGGAUGUCAUCAGUCAGCAGCUCAUGCACAGAGACAAGAGAAUUCGCUUGGAGGCCCAUGUGAAAUUCUCUGUGUUGUGGCAUUUGACACGAGAUCUAAACAUUACGAAAUCCUCUCCUUUCAGUCGCACAUUUGACAGAUCUCUUUUCAUCAUGCUGGACAGCUUGAGUUACUGGGAUCCAUGUACCAGUGCUGUUGGCCGGGCCUGGUUGAACCAGGUCCUACAGAGACAUGACAUUGCUCGGGUUCUUGAGCCCCUUCUGCUGCUCCUGCUUCACCCCAAAACACAUCGAGUGUCAAUUCAGAGGGUACAGGGCCAACGGCACUGGGCCCAGGUCUUUCCAGAACAGGAUCCAUUAGAUCCUAUGAACAACAGGGACUCCGGUUUUACAGACAAUUUCAGUGACUUUAAUGGGGAAAGAAUCACAGAGGAGGUGCUUCGAAGCCAAGCCAUGGGUGACAUGGAGCCUUUCUGUCUGACUGUUAACCCUCUUAGUGACAGCUUGUCAUUGUUAAGUUUGAGCAGUGAGAAUCUACAACUUGCUGGAGAUGAUCAGGUGGCUGACCAGCAGGUGGAGCCCCACAGCUCUGUGUCCAGUGGUUCUCACUCAUCAACAGUGGAGAAUUGUAGCUUUGAAGAACAGGUUGUGUGCUCAGAUCAGCAGCCUGGUUCUUCAGACGACAUGUCUGUGGACUCUAUAGAGGAGGUUGUGACCUCUGUUAUAAAUGAGCUGAUCGACAGAGUUAUGAUUGUAGCUGAAGAAGGAGGUCUUGAAUCUCCAUCCCCACUUGAGAACUGGCCACAGACUGACACAGAUAGCAUUUCCUCUGAUACCUCAACUGGUGUUCAAGUGGACUGUGCACCGCUGUCCAACUCCAACCACCAAACCCUGCCAGAGAUGCUGGCUGAAGGAACAUUAGAGUUCCUCUCUGUCACACCAGCCGAGGGGCAGCACAAAGAGGGCAUCACCCGUCAUAGUUCAUCUCCCUCUAUCAUCACCUUGCCAGAGAGCUCAGACCCAAACACUCCAGACCACAACCUGCAAGUGGAUGACACUCAGGCCCGUAAACGUAGCCACAGCAGCACCCAACUGAGUCUCAAAGGGAAAAUCAUGGAGAGACUGGCUGACAAAUCCCCAGGGGCAAAACCGAAGAUCAAAAAGACCAAGAGAAAAGAAGAAGAGAGGCAGAGGAAGGCUGGGAAUAACUCUGACAAACUGAGACCGCCCAAUAUUUUCUUUGGAGACAGCUUGGAUCUGGAAAACUGGUACAGUUGUGGGGAAGGAGAGGUGUCAGAGAUCGAAAGUGACACUGGUUCACCCAGCACUGGUCCUGGUGGCAGUGUUGGAGGUGUCAGUGGUACAGGCCGUAGACCGUCUUCUGCUGCAGCUCGUUUCAACAUACAUCCUCUCUACCAUCACGUUCUGCUCUACCUCCAGCUGUACGACUCCUCCCGGGCCCUACAUGCCCUGUCUGCCAUUGCAGCCAUGCUAAAAGCUGCACCUUCAGGGUUUGUAAGUGCCAUCUCCACCACCAGCAUCAACAACACUUACACGCCGCAGCUCUCUCUGCUCCAGAACCUCCUGGCACGCCACAGAGUCUCUGUCAUGGGCAAAGACUUUUACUGCCCCAUCCCCCAGGACUCCCACUCCCACUCUUUUCGCAGCGCCAUGUAUCUGGAGAUCAUCAUCUCACUUUGUCUAUAUUAUCUGAGGAGCUAUUACUCUGCCCACCUGGCAGCAGGCCCUCAGGACCUGGCUGGGAACCGAGCCAUGCAGCUGACCAGUGUGGAGGUCUUAUCUGUCCUCUUCAGUGAACUUUCCAAAGCCACUGGUGGUUCAGCUAAAGGGUUUGCUAGUUUCAUCAGUGAUGUCUUGUCAAAAUGCAAAGUUCAAAAGGUGGUCCUCCACUGCCUCUUGUCCUCUAUAUUCAGUGCCCAGAAAUGGCACGAGCAGCGUGGGGCAGGGGUCAACAUGGCAGCAGUGGAGGAGGGUCUGUCAGAGGACAGUGUCAUCAAUCUCUCUGAGGACCAAAUCGACAGCUGCAGUGCAGUCCAGGCCCAGUUACUGAGGCUGCUGCAGAGCCUCGUCGUACUGGAACACAGGAUCCUGGUACCGGCUGAGGAGGGUGGAGACGGAGUGCCUGUGGGAGCAGGGGCAGGAGGUGGAGGGCCGGUGAGCGGUACAGGGGCAGGUUUUGAGAUUCUGGGUGGUGAAGUGGAGCAUGUCAACCCUCAGCAGCCCAUGACAUCACUGCAGUACCUCCACGGACAGCCAAUCACGGCACAGGGUAUGUUCCUGUGUGCAGUGAUCAGGGCGCUCCAUCAACACCACGCAUGUAAGAUGCAUCCUCAGUGGAUUGGACUCAUAACUACCACACUGCCGUACAUGAGCAGAGUGCUGAGGAGGGUGGUGGCCUCCGUCACACUGCAGCUCUGCAGGAACCUGGACAAUCUUCUUCAGCAGUACCGAUAUGAAACUGGUAUCACUGACACCAGACCUCAGUGGAUCGCCCUCUGCAUACCACCUGACCUGAUUCUUACAGUGUUGGAGGGAAUAACAGCCAUCAUCCACUACUGUCUGCUGGAUCCCACUUCCCAGUACCACCAGUUACAAAUGAGAGUGGACCAGAAGCACCUGGCUGAGGCUCGCUCAGGUAUCCUGUCCAUCCUUCACACAAUCAUGUCAUCUGUCACCCUGCUGUGGAGCAUCCUCCAUCAGGCAGACAACUCUGACAAACCAGCUGCUGCAUCAGCUGCUUCAACUUCCAACAUCAACCUAGGAUCUACAAAGAACCUACGUCAGCAAAUACUUGAGCUACUUGGUCCAAUCUCCAUGAACCAUGGAGCCCACUUCAUGGCAGCCAUUGCUUAUGUUUGGAAUGAGAGAAAACAAGUGAAACCCCCAGUCAGAAACAAGGUGAUUCCAGUAGCCAGCGAAGAACAGCUGCUGCUUGUUGAACUGGUUCGCUCUGUGAGUGCCAUGCGCACAGAGACAGUAAUGCAGACGGUCAAAGAGGUUCUGAAGCAGCCUCCUGCCAUCGCCAGGGACAAGAAACAUCUUUCUCUGGAGGUCUGCAUGUUGCAGUUUUUCUACGCCUAUGUCCAGAGGAUUUCUGUGUCCAGUUUAGUUGACAGCUGGCCGUCUCUGCUGGCUCUAUUAAAGGACUCUGUACAGUUAGGCCUCCCUGCACCAGGACAAUUUCUCAUACUGGGAGUACUUAAUGAAUUUAUUUUAAAGAACCCCAGUCUGGAGAGCAAGAAAGACCAGAGAGAACUGCAGGAUGUAACCCAUAAAGUGGUGGAGGCAAUUGUGACAAUCGCUGGCUCCUCCCUGGAGCAGACCACAUGGUUGAGGAGAAACCUGGAGGUGAAACCAUCUCCUCAGAUAGUUGUGGAUGGAAACAAUCUGGAAGCUGAUGUGGAAGAUUUAAUGCUCACAGUGAUGGAGGCCUCCAGCUUCACUCCAUCCGUGUACAGCGUUCACGCCCUCACACUGUUGGCUGAGGUUCUGGCUCAUCUCUUAGACAUGGUUUUCUACAGUGAUGAGAAGGAGAGAGUGAUCCCACUGCUGGUUAAUAUCAUGCACUAUGUCGUGCCCUACCUCCGCAACCACAGUGCUCACAACGCUCCCAGCUACCGGGCCUGCAUCCAGCUGUUAAGCAGCCUCAGUGGGUACCAGUACACACGGCGUGCCUGGAAGAAGGAGGCUUUUGACCUCUUUAUGGACCACACAUUCUUUCAGAUGGACUCGUCCUGUGUCAGUCACUGGAGAGCCAUCAUUGACCACCUGAUGACUCAUGACAAGACCACAUUCAGAGACUUAAUGACUCGUGUGGCUGUGGCUCAGAGCAGCUCUCUGAGUCUAUUCACUAACAGGGAUGCUGAGCUGGAGCAGAGAGCCAUGCUUCUCAAACGCCUCGCUUUCACCAUCUACAGCAGUGAAGUGGACCAGUACCAAAAGUACCUGCCAGAUAUACAAGAGCGUCUAGUGGAGAGCCUGCGCCUUCCUCAGGUCCCUAUCCUCCACGCUCAGGUGUUUCUUUUCUUCAGAGUGCUGCUGCUGCGAAUGUCACCCCAACAUCUCACCUCCCUGUGGCCCACUAUGAUCACUGAACUGGUUCAGGUUUUUCUCUUGAUGGAGCAGGAGUUGACAGCAGAUGAAGAUAUUUCAAGAACAUCAGGACCCUCUGUAGCUGGGUUGGAGACUACAUAUUCUGGAGGGAAUGGCUUCUCAACUUCAUACAACAGCCAACGCUGGCUUAACCUCUAUCUAUCCGCAUGCAAGCUCCUGGAUCUGGCUUUAGCUCUGCCUCCUGAGAGCCUGCCUCAGUUUCAGAUGUACCGUUGGGCCUUCAUCCCAGAGGCCUCUGAUGACUCAGGUUUGGAAGUGAGGCGUCAGGGGACUCAUCAGAGAGAGUUCAAGCCCUACGUGGUCCGACUGGUCAAACUCCUGAGAAAACGAGCAAAGAAAAACCCAGAGGAGGACUGCUCCACUCGAGCACUCACUUGGGAACCAGGUCAUCUAAUGUUGACCCUGUACGUCAUCCGCAGCAUGGAGCAGCUGCUGCCUUUCUUUAACCUGCUCAGCCAUGUUUUCAACAGCAAAGUCAGUAGCCGCUCAGGUCCCGCCUUCAGCCACAAUCCCACUGACUCCUCCUCUUCCUCGUUCAGUGGCCAAAAAGAGGGCCACAAGUUGGAGAGCCAGAAAGUGUUCUGGAGUCGAGCUCGACAAAACAUUGAGGAGAUGGUGGAGAAAGACUUCCUGGAGGGACUUAUCAAGACGUGAGAAUGGAGGAGGAAAGUGAUAAACAUGACAAUUAACACAUAACUGAUCAAGCACUAGUGAAAAAACCCUCAACCUCUGUACAUAACAGACCCAGGGAAUAAAAGAGGGGGAAAUAGAUACAUUUGUACAUUUUUUCUAUUUAUAAUGAUUGUUUUACUUUUCAAAAGCCAUUGUAAGUAAUUUUAAUUAUUUGUAUAUAUGGAGCAUCUUCGAGUACAAACUUAUAACAUGUCAUGCAAAUCAUUUGGGACAAAGUGAGGAUUCAGUGCCAUUCCAUGUUGAUGUAACUUAAAUAAAGAUUUAUAACAGAAGGGAAACAUGAUUUUUUCCACUCUUUCUCUUAUUGGAAUUUCGCAGUCACUGACUGAUGAGAGAAUGUUUUUGUAUCACAAAAUGUUUUACAGUUAAUUCAAAGUGAGGAUAAAAAAAAGUAUUUGCAGACCCCCACCACCCAGAUGAGACAAAACCUGAGCUCUUUAACCACAUACUAUGUAUUGAGAAAGGAGGUAGGGCCACAAAACUAAGAGAAUGCCAUACCAGGAGGAAAGACAGGGACACUGGAAAGAUGCUUUAGUGCAUCUGGGCCUGGAACCUGUCCUUGUAAAAAUAUACAGUAGAAGCAUGCCUGUUGUGUGAAUAUGUGCUGCAGGGGGAAAAAAAUAACCUUUUUGUUUCACAUUUUAUUUGCUGACAAAAUUAAAAAAUAUUUUGAAUAAAAUCGUUCAUGGCGGCCCUUUAGUGUUAGCCUGACCUUCAUAUCCUACUAGGAGAAUCAUGAUGAAGCUUCAUCACUGUUUAACCCUUUACAUGUCCUCUCACGUUUUCUCGUCUCCUCCCUUACUCUCGCGAUGAUACCAAGGCUGCAGCGACGGUUGGCUGGAUCUGCGUCAUCUGACUCAGGAGAUGGGGGCGGGGCGCUGACAUCAACGCGAAUAAAAAUUAAUUAAAUAAAUGAAAAGGAUGCAAAUCCCGUGCGCGCACCGCCAUACUGUGACACCGAGGAGUCCAACAGGAGAGGAGCAAGAGGAGUAGGGGAAGGAGGUCCGGAUAGUGGCGUGAUGGUGCUGGUCAGGCACUGAGGAUCCGCCACUGAUGCACAGCAACUGACGGGCUGCUGCUGCUGAGGAGGAUUAUCCCGGAGGCUGGAGUAA
This is a messenger RNA of Cynoglossus semilaevis (tongue sole), 9712 nucleotides long. RefSeq names its product DOP1 leucine zipper like protein A (gene dop1a). The record is from RefSeq and is a predicted model, not a curated record. Gene Ontology annotation, biological process: Golgi to endosome transport. Bases 1086 to 8561 code for a protein of 2491 amino acids. The transcript has 39 exons. NCBI's taxonomy places the organism in Eukaryota, Metazoa, Chordata, Actinopteri, Pleuronectiformes, Cynoglossidae. Gene Ontology annotation, cellular component: trans-Golgi network; endosome.